AUGCUACGACGGACGCAAAAGCCUCUAAGUCCACUCCGUCGCGUGACAACAAGCCUGGAGCGUCUCGAACUCGAAGCCCCCUUCCAACAAAUCGUCCAUCGCUGGAACGACAUCACCAAAGCGCGCGAUGAAGAGCCAGACCCCACAACCAAAGCCCACGCCGAUCUCUUCUACAGAGUCAUGAACGAGGAGCUGAAAGAUAUCAUCGACCGCAUGAACGACCUCCUCGCCAACGGCGUCAUCACUUUUGACCUCCUCUGGACAAUCAUGGAGCCAGAAGACGUGGUGGUCUCCUCGCGCGGCGGGUCCCUGCGCGCAUAUCAGUUCUCCAUGCUCUCUCUUUCACAAAGCGGAUGGACAGCCAGCGUCAAAUACGUGGAAUACAACGGGUCUGCAUUUGGCUUCGCGAGUGACAAGUUCGUUGUCAAUAAGUUCACCGGCACUGUGCCGACUAUCCUUUUGCCAAUUUGCCCGCUAAAACACCACAAAGACAAGGAUGCUAUCUGGCCCAUGCUUGUUGCGCGUGGGAAACGCUGGGAGGAGCACAUGGGGUACCACUACAAGGCAGAAGGUGACGGGGCAGUCUUGCUCCUUGAUGAAGCGGAUGUGUUUAUGCAGGCGCGUGAUGCUACGGAUCUUGAGCGGAAUGGGCUUGUUUCAAUCUUUCUGCGUAUGCUUGAAUACUACGAGGGCAUCCUCUUCCUAACAACUAACCGUGCCGAUAACAUCGACCCGGCCUUUGAAUCUCGCAUUCAUCUCUCGCUUCAGUACAAAGACCUCGAUUCGAAAUCUCGCCGGCAUAUCUGGGCCCAAUUCCUGGUUCGGUCGGCUCCGACUGGUGCUUUCACUGAUGAGCAACUUGAUCAGGUGGCCGAGGUCGUGUUGAACGGUCGCCAGAUUAAGAAUGUUAUCAAAACUGCGGGGUUGCUUGCGCGGGCCCAGGAUGAGGAUCUUCAGUAUAGUCAUAUUCAGACUGUGCUGACCUUGAGAGAGCUACCUCGAUAG
Molecule: messenger RNA, 1005 nt
Organism: Penicillium nucicola
Lineage: Eukaryota; Fungi; Ascomycota; Eurotiomycetes; Eurotiales; Aspergillaceae
Exons: 4
Coding region: 1-1005 (334 amino acids)
Molecular function (GO): ATP binding; ATP hydrolysis activity
Source: RefSeq, a predicted model, not a curated record